This is a messenger RNA of Cygnus atratus (black swan), 3292 nucleotides long. It is a transcript of the gene POGLUT1, whose product is annotated as protein O-glucosyltransferase 1. NCBI's taxonomy places the organism in Eukaryota, Metazoa, Chordata, Aves, Anseriformes, Anatidae. Bases 47 to 1231 code for a protein of 394 amino acids. The record is from RefSeq and is a predicted model, not a curated record. Gene Ontology annotation, biological process: positive regulation of Notch signaling pathway; protein O-linked glycosylation. Gene Ontology annotation, molecular function: UDP-xylosyltransferase activity; UDP-glucosyltransferase activity. Gene Ontology annotation, cellular component: endomembrane system. The transcript is spliced from 11 exons.
CAUUUGUAGCCGGGGCGUCUCCGCCCCCCGGCGGCACGGCGGCGGCAUGGGGCGGGUGGCGCUGCCCCUGUGGGCGCUGCUGGCACUCUGGGCGCUGCGGGCACCGGCACCGCGGGUGGCGGCGGGUGGCCCGGCAGAUGCCAAAUGGAAAACAAGAACUGACCAAAUUAACAAAGCUGUGGAAGUCUAUAAGCCAUGUGUAAAGGAGAAUUGCAGCUGCCACCAAAGUGUCUGGAAGCAGGACCUGGCUCCUUUUCGAGAUGGCAUUUCCAAGGAGAUAAUGUCAGAUGUGGUGAGCCGCAAGCUUGGGACGCACUACCAAAUCAUUAAGAACAAGCUGUACCGUGAGCAUGACUGCAUGUUCCCUGCAAGAUGCAGUGGAGUCGAGCAUUUCCUUCGGGGGAUCAUCAACCGCCUCCCUGACAUGGAAAUGGUGAUCAAUGUGCGAGACUACCCCCAGGUCCCCAAGUGGAUGAAACCCAUUAUCCCGGUCUUCUCCUUCAGUAAGACAUACGAAUACAAUGAUAUCAUGUAUCCUGCCUGGACGUUUUGGGAAGGAGGACCGGCUGUUUGGCCAAUUUACCCGACAGGUUUAGGGCGCUGGGACCUCAUGAGAGAGGACCUCAGAAGAUCUGCAGAAAAAUGGCCAUGGAUGAAAAAAAUCUCUAAAGGAUAUUUCCGGGGUUCCAGAACAAGCCCUGAGAGAGAUCCCCUCAUUCUGCUGUCCCGAGAAGACCCAGAACUUGUUGAUGCUGAGUACACUAAAAAUCAGGCUUGGAAAUCUGAGAAGGACACCUUAGGGAAGCCUCCUGCAAAGGAAAUUCCACUGGUUGAUCACUGCAAAUACAAGUAUCUGUUUAAUUUCCGGGGAGUGGCUGCAAGUUUCCGGUUGAAACACCUCUUCUUGUGUGGUUCGCUCGUCUUUCACGUUGGAGAAGAGUGGUUGGAGUUCUUCUACCCUCAGCUGAAGCCUUGGGUCCACUAUGUCCCAGUCAGAUCAGACCUCUCUGAUGUCAGGGAGCUGUUGCAGUUUGUAAAGGAAAAUGAUAACAUAGCACAAGAAAUUGCAGAGAGGGGACGCCAAUUCAUCACUGAACACUUGCAGAUGGAGGAUGUCUCUUGCUACUGGGAGCAUCUGUUGUCAGAAUAUUCCCAAGCCUUGACUUACAAAGUGAAAAGGAGGAAGAACUACAGUGAGAUCACUUCUGAAUGGCUGAAAACAGAACUGUAGAGACUUCUCCGUUUUCCUCUUCAGCUCAAACUGAUCUCUCUGGAAAUCUGAACAUCGGUGUAUCUUCUUUCUCGUUCUCAGAUUUGUUAUCCUUUGUACUAAAACUACAGAGAACAGCAACAGGCUAACUUUAAAAUUGUUCCCAUGCAGCCAUGCAGUGGGACCCAGUUCUACUGUCGCCGUAAGAACAUUAAGUAGAAUGUUGGAUUAUGGCUAUUUAGUGGCGUUGUUACGCUCGUGCCUGGAAGAGCAUAGUUAGCAUUUGGGACUUUGUUACUACCUGUCUAAGAAUGAUCCUAAAUCCCAUUCAGUCAAUGAGAAGCCUUUAUGUUAAAUUUACUGGACCUUUUGGUAGUAUCCGCUACACUCAACUGGGAGAUGCACAUCUAUUUUUGGCAGUGGUCAGUGUUUUCUCAUCUGUGUGAUGACACUUGGGAUAUUAGGAGUUCUCUGACAGAAGCAGGUACUGGGAUUUGGGGUAGCCUUUUUAGAUAGCUUAGAGCUUACUUUUCUGAUGUUUAUGUCAGGUUUUUAAAGAGGUUGAUGGCAAGGCUUUGAUGGGCUGUUAAGAGGACAAAUUAUCCUUGCACAGAUAAAUUACCUACCUCAUAGGAGAACGUCUGGUGAUGAUAAUGUUACCACAGUACUUAGUCUGAGUAGCAGACAGCCAAGCAGCUGAGAUAAGCAGUGUUUGUCCUCUGUUGAGGGGGCAAUGAGGUGGAUGCAUGGCCGUGCAAAACUGAGCCCCUGUUAGCAAGCUCUCACCGGUCCGCUGGCCAGACAUCCUGGGACCCUUAAGAACCUAGAGAAAGUAUACACAGAGGUAGAUUCAGCUCUUAGUUUUUUGUUUUGUUUUUGUUUUUUCCCCAGAUGUUCACAGAUUCUCUGCUCCUUCUGCAGAUCCUUCUCCCCUUCUGCAAUCUUACUGUUGUUUUUCUUUUAUUGUUUUAAAGGGGGUAACACCUCUGUUCACUUCAUCAUUCUCUUUUCUUUCACCCAACUGUUAUGUUCCUUUUCUGAUCUUCCUCAGUCUGGUUGAGGGAAUGUCUUCAAUCACAUAGUGGCAGCUACUCGUUAUAUUAUUCAUUUUAAGUUCAAGUCAUAGGUUUCUCAGGCUAACUGUAUUUAUGCCAAGUACAGGCUGCUCAGCGCAUAAGGAGUGCAGUUUCAAAAAUGCUCUGUUGUCCCUGAACUGAGAGGCCUGGUAGGAAGCGCACAUUCUCUGGCAUCUAGACAGGCUUAGUUUCUCCUACUUACUGUUUGCUCAGUAAUGUCAAAGCCUUGCAUUAAAACAAGUUUUCUAGUGGUGAAGAGCUAGACCGCUGCUUCCUAGCCUGUCUGGUCCCUUCCACUGUGAGCUGCUUGCCCUUAUGCUUUGGGAUCACUGCUCCUGUGCUGCAGCUUGUCUGUAUCAGCAGGGUCAGAGCGGCCACUGUCCCUGACAUGUCCUUUGGAUGUCAGUGGUCAUCUGUCAGUUGAGCACAGUCCUUGGCACACCUGGCAUAUGGGUGCCCAAGUCUUCAGAAGCUGAAGCAAACUGCUCCCACUGGCCUGAGCCAACAGUAGAAACAGCGUGGCAUCCCAGGUGAGCUCCCUUGCUUAUGACAGGGCCCCACUCAUGUCUUGGGAAACAGCACAGUAAUAGAAGGGAUGAUUAUAGCUCAUACUUUUGUCUGUAGUCAGUUUGGAUGAGAGAACACGCUACCAAGAACAAUAAUGCUGAGUACAUACACAACACGUAUGCAUUCGGAGGCCUCAGCAGCACUGCCAACCCCUGGUACAGGGAAAUAACUGCCAGAGCUAUUAGUCAAGCACCAGCUGCUGGAGCAGCUCACCACUUAUGUGACCACUGGCUGGGUUCUCCCAGCGAGCAAAGAAAAUAAAUUAGAGUAUUAAAAUGGCUUGGUUUCUGAGGAAAAGAGUUGUAUAAGAGUGGAAGGGGUUUUCUGGUUUUGUAUUCUUAGCCAAUGAAGAGACAGCAGCCUGAGAAACUGAAACAACAAUGUAUACUUUUUUUAAACCAUUUUUAAUGAUGUGCUUUUGGAUUAAAAUAAACAAAAA